Molecule: messenger RNA, 1076 nt
Organism: Alosa alosa (allis shad)
Lineage: Eukaryota; Metazoa; Chordata; Actinopteri; Clupeiformes; Clupeidae
Gene: pbdc1
Product: polysaccharide biosynthesis domain containing 1
Exons: 6
Coding region: 100-618 (172 amino acids)
Cellular component (GO): cytoplasm
Source: RefSeq, a predicted model, not a curated record
ACCCAAUUUACAGUGCGUGUUUUAGGCUUUACAGCCACGCCUUUUACGCAUGACGCCAAGCUGUCGUGAUUCAGGACAACGUGCUCAUAGCAAGCAAGCAUGGCGUCGAGUAAUGGAUUGGCGUCUUUGGGUGUGGAGGGGGCUUCAGCAGCAGCGCACGCUCUCUCUCUCCCGGCGGAGGCGUACGGAAAUGAUCCCCAACUGGAGGUAAUGUGGGCCAUGAAGGCAUACAACCAUGCAGAAGUGUACUUUAAUCUGAUUUCUUCUGUGGAUCCCAAGUUCCUGAAACUGACCAAAUCAGAUGAUAAAAUAUAUUCUGCAUUCACGGAAAGUUUUAGUGACCUUAACCUGGAGCUACUGGACCCUGAUCAUCUAAAAUCUCCUGAGGCCAAAGAGAGAUGGAGGCCAUUCUGCAAUCAGUUUGAUGGUAUUGUUGAGGACUUCAAUUAUGGAACACUACUUCGUCUAGACUGCAGAAAGGACUACACAGAGGAAAACACAAUAUUCGCUACCAGAAUCCAGUUUUAUGCCAUUGAGAUUGCAAGGAACAGGGGGGGCUUCAAUGAUGCUGUUUUUAAUGCCAAAUGCAAGCAACAAAGCAAGGAGGAACAAAGUUAGUCUUCAAAAGAGCAGUGUGACUGACGUCUUUCUGUAAUAUUUGGUUAAAUUUCAGAAUGGUGGGGGAACUAACCACAGAAUUGAUUAUAUUUUUUGACUCAAAAAAAAUAAUCAACAUUGGAAGACAGUUGUGUGUAGAUUGCGCCAGAUCAUCAGUGUCAGAUUAUGUUAAGCGGAAAGGUCCCGUCUUCCCAGGUCUUUGUCUAGUUUACGGUAAUAUUAUUUCACAACAUUUGUGACUGAUAAUGAAAAGAAAGGAAAGAGCAUACACAAGGCACCAUUGUAAGAUAAAGCCUACAAGCUCACCCCCAUGUUUUGUUUUUUUGUAUAACCUUUUCCUGAUGCUGUAUCAGACAUGCAUUUUUCCCCCUGUAUGAUAACGUCUUGUGUACCCUCAACCAACUGGUGCAUGGGUUUGAAGUAGACUUGUGUGGAAUAAAUAGAGCUUCAUAUACAAA